Penicillium robsamsonii is the source of this 1776-nucleotide messenger RNA. RefSeq names its product putative C6 transcription factor RosA-like. The coding region runs from base 1 to 1776 and encodes 591 amino acids. The record is from RefSeq and is a predicted model, not a curated record. The transcript is spliced from 4 exons. Gene Ontology annotation, biological process: regulation of transcription by RNA polymerase II. Gene Ontology annotation, molecular function: DNA-binding transcription factor activity, RNA polymerase II-specific; zinc ion binding. Lineage: Eukaryota; Fungi; Ascomycota; Eurotiomycetes; Eurotiales; Aspergillaceae.
AUGGUCGGUCCAGGCGGCGGUCCACCACGCAGGAGCCACACCAAGUCCCGUACCGGCUGCAAUACAUGCAAGAGAAGACACAUUCGAUGCGAUGAGACUUUCCCGCAAUGCCGCAAUUGCACAAAGCACAACUGCCGCUGUGACUACCACGAUGCGGCCACUCCACGUGGUAGUCCACCCGCGCCACGUCGCGGUCCUGACCUUCUUAUUUCGCCAGAUAUCGAAAAGGAGAUAGAUAGUUGGCAUCGCACGGGCUUGCCUCCGUAUCCGGAGCUCUUGCAGUGUCCACAAGCCGGGUGGUCUGGCUUGUCACGGACUAGUUUGCGAUUGAUUCACCAUAUCAUUGGGCUUUCUAUUGACUUGCAUCGUCGAGGGUUGAGUGGUUGCACUGUCUGGGCCCAGAAAAUGCCCAAUUUCCUGGCUAUUGCGCUGAGUAGCGACUUCGUGAUGAGCUCUAUCUUGAGCUUUUCGGCGUUUCAUCUGGCUUUCCUUACGCGGGACCAGGAGACCAGACAACUGGCUUUCAGUCAUAAAGUCACCGCUCUCCAGGGACUGCAGACCGCUCUGGCGUCCUUCUCGAGGGAAAACUCCGAUGCGAUUCUUGCAGCUUCGGUUCUUCUAUCAUGGCAGGCGACAGAACAUCAAAGUUGGGUGUCUUUGCAACACGGCAUCACCAGCGUCCUAGAAUCCAUGCAUCCAUAUUGGAAGCAAGAGUCAGAUCUGGUACAGUUUGUAGAAAGUCAACGAGCACUGGGCACGACAGAUCUUUCAAUGGCCGGUGUCUACCAACCCCUUGAUGAAGACAUGGUACAUCUGGACCAAACGAUCCAGGCCCUACGAAUGACACAGAAACGCAUUUCCCACAAUCUCGAGCAUUCUCAACGCCUAGGGGAACUCAUCGAAUUCACCCAGCAGUUCCGUCAUGACUUCCCCAACCAAACAGCCGAACAAUCGUUCGAAAGCAUCCAAACCCUCCGCCGCUGGCUCUUCUGGCUUCCACCAUCCAUGAUUCGAAGCACAGAAUCAGACAUCAGUGCCCUCCCAAUCCUGGCCCAGUUCUUCGCCGUCGGCAUCUCUCUCGACCGCUUCUUCCCAGAGCUAGGCGGCACAUACCUAGGUGCUCUAUCCAUUAGUCCUAUCGAAGAGAUAUACCGCAUAAUAGCCACCCACAACGCUGCAGACCCCUUCAACACCGACCUCCGUCUAUCCCUGGAACUCAUGGACCUACCCCGCAGAGUUGUCAGCCGCCAACGCAGCCGCCUUUCUCUGCCAUGGUCCCCCCGCUCAUCAGUAGACCACUACUCCCCUGGCCCCCCCAGUCCUUUCCACGCAAUCCACGAGUACCCGCUCGUCACCUCUUCCCCGCCUGCUUCCGCCUCACCUUCUUACGCAUCAACUUCCUACGCCUCGCCUUCUUACGCCGCUUAUACUCCACCCUUACAUUCCCCUCCUGCUGUCAAUCUUUCCAACUCUCCCUUCCCCAUCCAAGACGGCUAUGUCUCCGCCGCACCCUCGCAUUCCUUAUACCCACCCUCCCCACAGCUCCUCGAUAACCAGGAUGUACACAUCGGUCUCUCGGAUCUGGGUAAUCAUGCCCAUUCUCAUCAUUCUCCCAUUCCUCAUUCGGCGGCUUACACCCCGCCGUAUGGUGGUGAGGCACUGUGCGCUGAUUUGCCACGCACGGAUGGCACACUCGGUCUCAAUAUGGAGGUCUACCCGCAGACACAUCCAUUUGAAAUGCCGGGCUUGGCUGCUCCCGCUUCACUUUGGGCUUGA